Molecule: messenger RNA, 3506 nt
Organism: Pneumocystis carinii B80
Lineage: Eukaryota; Fungi; Ascomycota; Pneumocystomycetes; Pneumocystales; Pneumocystaceae
Exons: 8
Coding region: 47-3460 (1137 amino acids)
Source: RefSeq, a predicted model, not a curated record
GAUAUUUUAUUGGAAUUAGGAAGAAGCUUAAGAAGUUUAAUUUUUUAUGUUACCUCAAGAAUUGUCAUUGGAGUUUUUAGAAUCAAAUGAUAUAGAUUUUUCAUUUGAAUUAUACAAAGGUUUAUAUGAGAAUUGUGCUAAUCCGUCUUUGAAAGAAGGAAAUGAGAGGGAUUCAUCAUCGGAGGAGCGUUUGGAUUAUGAUGGAUCAGAUGAAGAUCCGGUUAUGGAUAGAAGAAUGUUUGAGUCGUCUUUUAAUAAUAAUUACGUGAGUUUGAUUGAUAUUAAUGAUUUGGAGUAUAAAAAGAAUUUUUCUUUCCCUGAAACCCUAUCAGUAUAUGAUAUUUCUAUGCAAAAAAAUAGUUUGAAUGAUAUUCCUUUAAAUGUUUAUCCUGUAUUUGAUUCAUAUCAGGAAAAUGACAUAAAAAAGUGUUAUAAUGUGGUUGAGAAUGUGCCUUCUCUGGUUCAAGAUUUAGAUGAGAUUAAUAUUCCAGCACCAUAUAUUUUAAAUAUUUUUGGAAUACCAGAGAAAUCAAGGGUUGAGACUCAGGUUAAAUUAGGCAUAAAAUUGACGCCUAGUUUAUCAGUGCAAGAGCCUUUCAAUAAGGAUUUUUUCUGGCUUAAACUUCCAAGUUGGACUAUUACAAAAGAAAAAUUGAAACUACCUAAUUUAAGAAAUCAUCCCAAGUAUAUUGAUCCGGAAAAGAUAUUAACACUGGAACCUAGUGUUGUUUGCGCUAGUGAUAUUACUAGAAAUGUUUUGAUUUGUUCUGCUUGUAUUAUGCGGGAGCGUAAACGAGCUAUAAGAAAGAAAAAAACUAAGUUUGAAAAUGAGUCGAAUCGAAAUCAAGAUAGCCUUUCUCCUGUAAAAGAUGAAGAAAAAAAGAUUAUUUUAUUUAAUUAUCCUGAAAUUUUUAGAUUUAAGGAUAAUUAUAUAAAUAUACCGACAAGAAUAACAUGUUAUUGUAGACAUCAUAGAGAAAAUAUAGGAUUUAGGAUUCUGAUAAACAUAAAAGAUAAUAAAAACCAGUUGAUUGCAUCAACAUUAUCUAAACCAUUUAUGAUUAUAGAUGACCACAAAACUAUUUCGAAAAUAAAAAAAAUAAAUGGAUUACAUUUAGUGCCUAGUUUACUACUACCUGUUCCUAUGAAUGAUAAUAAUAGUAAUCAAAAUGGAAAUAUAUUUUUUAAUGAAGAAUUGAAAUUAGCAACCAAUUCCAGGAAUUGUUCUUGUUCUGCGCUGGAUCGUAUGACUGAUAAAAAUAUAAUUCAGCCGGCUCAUAAUUCUAUAAUUUAUCUUCAAGACGACACUUCUAAUGAAAAUAAAUCUUUUGUAGUUGACGAUAAGUUUAUGGACUCUGAAUCAUAUAAUAGUUUGCUUUUGCCUACAAAUGCUCAACAAGAUGAAUUAGCAGCCAUGCUGAAUGUACCAUCAUUAGUUUCUAGUCAAGUAUCUUCACCAGAAAUUGCUUUACAAAUGCAAUUUUCUAUUGAUUCUAAUUUAUUUGAGCUUUCAUCAGAAACUCAAUGGUCUAAUAAAGAACUACAUAUGAAUAUUGAUCAAAUGGAUUUUUCGAACCAAGUGAGUCUGCCAGUUCUUGAUAAUGACACGUCAGUGGAAUUAUCUGCAAAUCCUAUCGAGGUUCCAAUAAUUGAUCGUUUGAUCCCAUCUGAAGGUCCUAUGCAUGGCGGAAUUGAAGUUACUAUACUAGGUUCGGGAUUUCAUUCUGGCUUAACAUGUAUAUUUGGCGAUAAUCUUUCACCUUUAAUCCAUUAUUGGAGUUCUACUGUUAUAGUAUGUACCUUACCUCCUAGUCCUGUUCCGGGACCUGUUGUUGUAGAUUUUAAGGAGCGUAAUUUGACUCAGUCUGAUGUCAAUGCAAAAUAUUUUAUAUAUAAAGAUGAUAAUGAUCGUACAUUAAUGGAAUUAGCUCUACAGGUUGUUGGUAUGAAAAUGACUGGAAAGCUGGAAAAUGCCUUAACUAUUGCUAUGAAAAUCUGUGGAUUAAUGCCUAAUGACUGCAAUGAAUCCAAUUUAAAGCAACAACAAUCAAAUUUAGAUUCAUAUAAACAGUCUUUAAUAAGUUAUUUGCGUUCUUCAUCGACAUUUCAUAUAUACAAAGCUUAUUAUUAUUUUGAAACAAUGUUUUCUGAGCAUGAUAAUUUUCUAAAUAUAAAGUCAGAUACUAAUGCAUUUCAUUUAUUAUAUCAAGAUAGGCCAAAUCAAACAUUAUUAAGUCACGUUUACAUACAAGAGCUUCAAAGACAAAUAAUAAACUUAUUUUCUCAGAACUAUUAUUUAAAACCUAUAAAACGCUGCAACUAUAAUCAUGUUGAUUAUUUGAAUAUGAAAAAGACGGAUAUCAUUGAAAAGACUCUAGGAAAUACCAAAGAAAACAGAUGUAUUUAUAGGACAUUAUAUAGGAAAAUAUUUAAACUAACAUAUCCAAAUACUUAUAUUGAAAUAUCAAAUCUAUUGCGUCUAAAUAGGGAGCAUAUGGAUCACUUCAUUGCUUCAUUUGUUUUCUUAUGGCUAAAUCAAAAUAACUUUAUAUUUAAGAAGCGCUCAAAACCAUUACUACAUGCUGCUGCAGACAACUUUGAUGAUAAUGAUUUUUUUGAUACGUUUUUUUCAUCUAAAAGAAAUAAUAAAUCUUUCAAGAACAAGUUAAAUAAAACAAAAAAAUAUUCUGAGGCAGAGAAUCUACAUUAUAAGGAUUCCUUAGCUAGUUCCUAUAAUACGAAUAAUGAAUCAAAGGAAAAUUCUUGCCAUUUAUCUCAAUCUCAGAAUAACUUGGAUACUCAGGAAAAUCAAACUAUAGAAUCAAACAUCAAAGAUGAGAAAAAUGAUGAUGGGAUAUUUACGAUGCAAGGAUUUUCAGAAUUUUUGACAAUGACGUCAGCAAAAGCAAAAUUCGCGUCUUUAUCUAUUCCAAGUAUACUACGUACUUCUAGUUUACCUCCGAUUUCAGAAAUUAGUCAGUUUCAUCCUAUAUCUGCACUUAACUCUUUUAUUCAACAAUACCCUUUUAUUAACAAAAAAGCUAACUCCAAAUCUUCUAAUAUAAUGGAAAAUGAUAUCCAAUAUAAUUGGUGGCAACAUUUGAUAUUUGGGCCUCCUCCUCCGUAUUCCGAACUUUCAACAAAUGAAGACGUAUUUGAAACUUCAUCUGAUGCUUCUGAGGAUUUUGAAUUUCCUCAGGAAAAAUCGCAAUGGUAUUCUUUUAAAUGGCAGCCGAAAGCUUUCACUAGAUCUCGUACAGCCGAAAUAAUACUAGAGCAACGACAGUUUAUCAAGGAACAUGCAAAGAUAAUACAGAAAUUAGAAAAAGAUAAAAUGCUUUAUUUAUUUUGGCUUCCUGUUCUAAUAAUUCUUUCAAUCUUCAUUAUUUUAAAUUGGACGCAAAAGAGUGUUUCUAUUGGGAUUUAUGAUUUGAGAAGGACCAUAACGUUUUCUAUUUAAAUUAAUUGCUAUAAAAAAAAGAGUUAUUUGGUUUAUUAUUGAUUAA